Neopsephotus bourkii (Bourke's parrot) is the source of this 1541-nucleotide messenger RNA. It is a transcript of the gene ACER1, whose product is annotated as alkaline ceramidase 1. NCBI's taxonomy places the organism in Eukaryota, Metazoa, Chordata, Aves, Psittaciformes, Psittacidae. The transcript has 7 exons. Gene Ontology annotation, cellular component: membrane. Bases 531 to 1322 code for a protein of 263 amino acids. Gene Ontology annotation, molecular function: hydrolase activity, acting on carbon-nitrogen (but not peptide) bonds, in linear amides. Gene Ontology annotation, biological process: ceramide metabolic process. The record is from RefSeq and is a predicted model, not a curated record.
CAAGAAACGGAGGCAGCAGCAUCUUGCCGUGUGCUUUUUGGUGAAAACUGGUUUCCUGGGGUUUAGCCAGCUCGGCGAGGGCUGUACGGAUCAGUCCCUCCCCUGGGAAAAACAGGGUUGGGAUUGGGGUGUGUGCGCGUGCGCCGGGAACCUGCCUAGGGGCACACUGAUGAUUUCAGGCUGCAUUGCUACCCGCUCUUCCAGCUCACGCUUCCCUGCCCUCCCUCUCUGCCCCUGCCCAUUUGGGUGCACAGAUAUAAACCCUCCAGCCAAUAUGUUUCCUCUGGGGGACUGGCAGGUUUGCCUGGAGGGUGCGCAUGGCUCUUGUCUCAUCCCAAGGCUUUCCUUAGGGACGGAGCAAGGGUAUAUUCUGGUGGCUGCUCCCGGUGAGCUCACACCGUGGGCACUCCUUCAGUGCUAGAGCGGCAGGGCAGGUUGCUGCUCCAGCUUUGCCUUGGAGCUCCCGACGCUUUGCCUCACCGUGUGCAAGCAGUGCUGGUCCAUCCCAAGGGAAGACAGGUGGCCCGACCAUGCCGAGCAUAUUCUCCUACCAGAGUGCUGAAGUGGACUGGUGCGAAGGCAACUUUGAGCGCUCGCAAAUCAUUGCCGAGUACUACAACACCAUCAGCAAUGUAAGCUUCUUCAUCCUUUCUCCUGUCCUGCUCUACCUGAACCGGCAGUACUGUCAGCAGCGUGCCUUGCCCUUGUAUCUCGUCUCUGGCCUGCUCUUGUGUGUAGGAAUCUUCUCCACGUACUUUCACAUGACCCUGAGCUAUGUUGGACAACUCUUGGAUGAGCUCUCCAUCCUCUGGACGCUGGCUGUGUCAUAUGCAGUUUGGUACCCAAGGGUUUACUUCCCCAGGUGCAUCAAGAGCAGGAAGCAUUUCUUCUGGUUGAGUGGCAUCACCACCGUGAUCAGCACCUUCAUGUCCUUCAUCAAACCAGCCUUCAAUGCCUACGCACUCAACUGCAUCGCCUUCCACCUCCUGUACCUGACACGGCGUGAGCUGAAAAAGUGCAAUGACAGAAGGGUUCACCAGAUGGCCAAGGUCAUGGUCAUGUGGUGGGUACUGGCCAUCAGCAGCUGGAUCAGUGACCGGUGGCUCUGUGGGCUCUGGCAGGCCAUCAACUUCCCCUAUUUCCACAGCUUCUGGCAUGUGCUGAUAGCCAUGUCCCUCCUCUACUGCUGCCCACUGGUCAUCUACUUUGACGUCAACUACGAGAUGCCAAAGUUCAAGCCAAAGAUAGGAUAUUGGCCCAGCGACUCUUCGCGUGUCGUGGUGCCUUACAUUAUCCUGGAGGAACCCCACAAGCAGUGCUAGAGCUUGUGGCAUCCCUCAGGCAUUCCUCAGGCAUGGGGUGAGUGAUGCACGCAUGUGCAUCUUCAUGGGGAACACCUCGGCUCUGUGCCUGUUCCUCGGCCAAGGGCAAUGUGGCUAACGAUGGGGCAGGGAGCACCUGAGGCCUCAUGGUGCCGGGCAUGGAGCAGGGGGGGAGUCCACAGAUGCCUUGGAAGACUCUGCCCAGGCUGGCUCCAGGGA